Molecule: messenger RNA, 1249 nt
Organism: Rhododendron vialii
Lineage: Eukaryota; Viridiplantae; Streptophyta; Magnoliopsida; Ericales; Ericaceae
Product: brassinosteroid-responsive RING protein 1-like
Exons: 1
Coding region: 403-909 (168 amino acids)
Biological process (GO): protein ubiquitination
Molecular function (GO): ubiquitin protein ligase activity
Source: RefSeq, a predicted model, not a curated record
CAUUAGGGGUGCUAAUUCCACGUAACUCUCAGCCUGAUUCACACGGCACUCUCUCUCUCUCUCUCUCGCCCCUCUUCUCUCUCUACAAAUUGCCUAUCAUCACUGGUGACUGGCCUCUACCUUCAACAGUCCGCACCUAUAUAUCACAAGAAAAAUCACAAUACCAGAAACCAAACUACACCUAACAACAUAUCAACCCACAGACCUGAUCCUUCUCAGUUCCUUUUUUUUUUUAAAUUCAGGUGUGCAUCCAGCCAGUUUUCGCUCACUUCGAUAAAUUCUAAAGACUCAAUUCCGUCCGCUCACGGAGAGCUGAAUUAUAGCCAGAGCAAAGCAGUUCUCUCUCUGUAUACAUUUCUCUAACCACCUAAAUUUAACUCUCUCUCUCUCUCUCUAAAAGACAUGGGUUUCCCAGUCGGCUACACGGAACUCCUCUUCCCAAAACUCCUCCUCCUCACGCUCUGCGUCCUCGGAUUCAUCCGGAAAAUGAUCUCGUCCCUCUUCAAAUCGCUGGGCCUGGGCGACUUUCUGGAGCCCGACAUUGCGUUGCCGGCCCAACCCGACUGCGCCGCGCCUGAGCCCCGAUCCUUGUCCGCGAUUCUGAUCCGGGAGCUCCUGCCCGUGGUGAAGUUCUCCGAUCUGGUCGACCCGCCGGAGAGCUGCGCCGUGUGCCUGUACGAGUUCGACGGCGGCGACGAGAUCCGGCAGCUGCCCAACUGCUGCCACAUCUUCCACCGGGGCUGCCUCGACCGGUGGAUGGACCACGACCAGCAGACCUGCCCGCUUUGUCGGACCCGGUUCGUGCCCAAUGACUUGGUGGAGGGGUUGAAUGAGAGGCUUUGGGCCGCUGCGGGUAUUUCCGACUUUCACGGCGAGUACUCGCCGAUUUCCUCUGGUGGUUUGUUGUAGUCAAGGUAAGUUUUUCCUACACAAUUUUACAAACAAAACCACAAACACAAUUGUGUUCACAUCUGUUCGUUACACUUGGACCCACGGUUAUCGAACGAUUCCAAAACACAAUUAAUUAUACCUGGAGUUUGUAUUAAAAAAUUGUGUUUUAACUUAUUAUUAUUAUUUUUAUUUUUACCCUUUUUGGGUAGCUUUGGGGUUAGUUGGAUGGGAGGGAUGGUUGAUAUGUAUAGUGUGUACACUUAGGAGGAGGGACAAAAUGGGGAAAAUAUAUGGAGGAUAAAAUAGGAAGACAAAAGUUGUACAUAUACAAUGGAAUCUAGUUGAUUUUUCUUUUUUA